This is a messenger RNA of Eublepharis macularius, 1125 nucleotides long. Its product is annotated as zinc finger protein 85-like. Gene Ontology annotation, biological process: negative regulation of transcription by RNA polymerase II. NCBI's taxonomy places the organism in Eukaryota, Metazoa, Chordata, Lepidosauria, Squamata, Eublepharidae. The coding region runs from base 1 to 1125 and encodes 374 amino acids. The record is from RefSeq and is a predicted model, not a curated record. Gene Ontology annotation, molecular function: DNA-binding transcription repressor activity, RNA polymerase II-specific. The transcript has 5 exons.
AUGGAGCUCCAGGGCGGCUGGUUUCUCUCUCGGUUUCCCGGGGCAACGGGAGGCUUCGGCUUCUGUGCAUUUGCAGGGGGGAGCUCCCAGAUGUCCUUUGAGGAGGUAGCCUUGUUCUUCACAGAGGAGGAAUGGGCUCUCCUGGAUCCGGACCAAAGAAAGCUCUACUGGGAAGUGAUGCAGGAAAACUACGAGACCCUGGUGUCUCUGGCUGCUGAUGUGAGGGAAAUAACAAGAGAGAAGGAACAAGGAAGGGCAAUUGUGGGGGAAAAUGAAGAUCGAGAAGCAAAACCAGGGGAUCAAGUCGUACCAAAGAAGUGGCAAAGCAGCAAAAGGGAAUCAAAACAGAACCAGAGGAAGAAAUUGCUUGCCCAUCAAAGCAGGAAGAUACCUGAGGUCCCAGGCCACAGUGAAAUGCAAAAGAAAAAGAGAAAGCAUAAGGGUCCCAUGAACAUCAAAGCAUUGAGACGCAAACUCAAAAUAUCUCAGAACAUUUCAACAUGCUGGAAAACAUAUAAAUGCUUGGAAUUCGGAAAGACCUUUUUUCAGAAGAGCAAGUUGAUUAAAAAUCAGAGGAUGCACACGGGGGAGAAGCUAUAUAAAUGCUUCGAGUGUGGGAAGAACUUCUCUCUGAAUAGUGACCUAACUAAACAUCAAAAGUUGGAGUGUGGGAAGAGCUUCGUUCAGAAAGUUACCCUAACUAGACAUCAAAAGACUCACACAGGGGAGAAGCUGUAUAAAUGUUUGGAAUGUGGGAAGAGCUUCUCUCGGAAAUAUACCUUAACUUGCCAUCAAAAGGUUCACUCAGGGGAGAAGCCAUAUAAAUGCUUGGAGUGUGGAAAGAGCUUUUCUAUGAAUAGUAACCUUACUGGCCAUCAAAAGAUUCACAGAGGAGAGAAGCCACAUAAAUGCCUGGAGUGUGGGAAGAGAUUCUCUAUGAAUACUCACCUAACUAGACAUCAAAAGGUUCAGGAGGAGGAGGCAAGGGGGCUGUCAAGACAUGCUGUCCCCGAGGAGCCUCGAUCACAAGAGACCUGGAGGGGGGAAGGGGGAUGCCGACCCCGCUCUGCCAGCUUGGAAGCUUUGGGAAUGGAGGACUAUUACAAGGUCAUGGAGGUGAACUGA